This is a messenger RNA of Emiliania huxleyi CCMP1516, 944 nucleotides long. RefSeq lists its product as hypothetical. The record is from RefSeq and is a predicted model, not a curated record. The transcript is spliced from 2 exons. The annotation marks the transcript as partial. NCBI's taxonomy places the organism in Eukaryota, Haptophyta, Isochrysidales, Noelaerhabdaceae.
AUGCUCGCCUCCCACAUGGCCAGCGCCAACGGCGCGGCGGGCGCGCUCUCCGACCCCUGCUUCGCUCGCUUCCGCCUCGAGGAGGACACGGUCGUCUUUGACGUCCGAGCCGGCGACGCGACCGGCAGCGUCAACCUCUCGCUGCACGAGCGCUCGCGGUACCCGCGCUCCGGCGCGCUGGCAUUCGCGGACGGCUCGGACGCGCUGCUCCGCGCCGUCGAGUCCGUCUCCGAGCGCAUCUCAUCAGGCGCCUCCCUCCCCGCGGUGCUCGAGCAGCUCGGCCUCGCUCUCGGCUCCGAGGCGGUCUUGGCGCAGCUGCCGUCCUACUCCCAGAUUGGCAGCGCGGACGGCGGCGCGUCCUCAUCGGCGGGAGCCGGCGGCUCGGGCGAUCCGCCCGAGGGCGGCGGGGACGCCUCGUCCGACGACGAGGACGAGGACGCCGCCUCUGGCGCGUCUUCCGACGACGACUACGACCUCGGCUUCAAGGCGGGCGACGAGCUCGACGAGCGGCUGCUGCGGCUGCGGCUCGCGUGGGAGGAGAAGGACACGCGCCGCCGCGAGGCCGCGCGCCGCGCCGUCGGCCUCGACCCUCCCGCCGACGACUCCGCGCCCGCCGCCGCGCCGGCCGCCGCCGCGCCAGAGCCGGCCGAGUCGAAGGAGCCAAAGCGGCGGGGGGACAAGGGCGACAAGCAGACGGGCAAGCGCGGGGCGGCGUCGCAGAUCUUCUCGUCCGCCGAGGCGACCCGCAUCCUGUGCAACGAGCUCGUCGCCCUCAUCCGCGAGCGCGCCGAGGGCUUCGCAGGGAUCCUCGCCGACUGCGUCGACCUCGACAUCCACCACUGGGUCGUGGAGAUCUCGGACAUCACGCCGGGGACGCCGCUCCACGCCGACCUGCUGCAGUUGGGCGGCCCAGACGGCUGCGCAAACGUGCAGCUCGAGCUGCG